UCGUAUGUUAAAGUAUUAUUUGUUACGCGUAUUAUAAAUUCAAAUAAAAAAAAAAUUAAUUAAUUAAUUAAUAAAUACGUAAAUAAAUAAAAAUUAAGUAAAGACAAUUAUCGUUAUAAUUAUGCUCGAGUUUUCAUACUCAUAUAAUUAAAAAAAAAAAAAAAAAAUAGUUUUCAAGUGAAUUUGUAUGUUUAUUUAGUUUUUACAUAAUUUUAUAAAAACAGUAUUGAAAAUAAUCGAUAAUGCGAAAAAACGAUAAUUUGAAAUUUUAGUGUCACAGGAUUCGAUAAAAAUUUUUAAGCAGCAUCGAUCCUGGAAUAAAUCGAUCGGGAAAUCGACGAUAUGAAAAUUUAGAAAACUUUCUUCCAUCGAUCACAAGUUUUGAAUAAAGGUAAAGGGUAAGAAAGUGUAAAAGAACAAUGAAAAUGGCAGAGCAUAAAAGUUGAAGUAGAUACAACAAAGCAUCGGCAAUCUGCCUCGUCCUUUGCGGCCAGUGACAUUUUUCAAGCUAAGAUGACAUAGAAUGGGUUGGGUGGCGCUAGGGCGGCGUGCGGGUGGUAGCAGCCGCUUAUCACCCAUCCUCUCGCUGUCUCUCGCCUCCCUCGUAAGAUCCUUACUAUUUACUACCCUCUGUGUCCUCACCCUAGCUCUAACUUUUGCCACCUUCGUAAAUUCCGAGGACAUCUUUGAGGAAGGAAAAUCGGACAAGGAAAUCCUGGACAAUUUGCUGCUGUCGACACGCUAUGACAAGCGGCUUCUACCGCCGGUCCAAGAUGCGGAUUUCUGCUGUGGAUUGCGAUCGCCUGGCGACACGAGCAGGCCAGUUAACCGAUCAGCGACCUUUACCGACCUUACGCAGAACAACAACCAGAACAAUAACCAUUAUACGCCGCACCAACACCUUCGCACUCACCUUCGCGGAACCUUAACAGUAAAUGUGAGCGUAUUGUUAUUAAGUCUGGCUUCACCUGACGAAUCAAGUUUGAAAUAUGAAGUUGAAUUUCUUCUGCAACAACAAUGGUACGAUCCACGGCUACGUUAUAGCAAUCGAUCGCGAUACGAAUUUUUAAAUGCGAUUCAUCAUCAUAAUGACAUCUGGCUGCCAGAUACUUAUUUUAUCAUGCAUGGUGACUUCAAAGAUCCUCUAAUUCCGGUACAUUUUGCAUUACGGAUUUAUCGUAAUGGCACUGUCAACUAUCUUAUGCGACGUCAUCUUAUUCUUUCAUGUCAAGGUAGACUCAAUAUAUUUCCGUUUGAUGAUCCGCAAUGUUCAUUCGCUAUCGAAAGCAUUUCUUAUGAACAAACAGCAAUAACUUACGUCUGGAAGAAUGACGAGGCAACAUUACGAAAGAGCCCAAGUCUCACGACCCUAAAUGCGUAUCUUAUCCGGAAUCAGACAAUAACGUGCCCGAUAAAAGCUAGUUGGCGUGCUGGCGCACACGUGAUUGUCGACUACGAGGACGAGUUUGACGAAUUCGGAGACUCAAAGUGUUCACUGUGCCAGCGCAGGUUUGAAGAACAAGGUAACUACAGCUGUCUAAAGGUGGAUCUUAUCUUCACGAGGGAUCGUGCUUUUUACUUUACCACAGUCUUUAUUCCGGGAAUUAUUUUGGUGACAAGCUCGUUUAUAACAUUUUGGCUGGAGUGGAAUGCCGUACCCGCAAGAGUCAUGAUUGGCGUGACAACAAUGCUCAACUUUUUCACUACAUCUAAUGGAUUUCGUUCAACACUACCAGUUGUCUCAAACUUGACUGCCAUGAACGUAUGGGAUGGAGUAUGCAUGUGUUUUAUCUAUGCCAGCCUACUCGAGUUCGUGUGCGUCAAUUAUGUGGGCCGGAAACGACCACUUCAUAACGUUGUUUAUCGCCCAGGCGAGAAUCCUGUCACCCAGCGGCUACCAGCGGUGCUCAGCAGGAUAGGGAUAAUAUUGGCCAGCCCCUUGGGUGAAAAGAAACGAGAAGGUGGCAAUGCAACAACUGGCAGUAAUGGUCCAAAUGAAAUCAUCGCCUGCACAAACUGUGGUCCUAAUCCCUGUACACAUACAGCAACCAAUGGCUGUGCAGCAGAGUGUUGCUUUGUUCAGGUCAGGAAGAAAGAACCACCGCAUCCAAUUCGGGUGGCAAAAACAAUUGACGUAAUAUCAAGAAUAACGUUUCCAGUUGCUUACUUUAUGUUCCUCACUUUUUUCUUCAUCCACUACAAAGGAGCGACUUCCUAAGGAUCAACUCAUCAUAAUAAUUAUCAACGGGAAGAAAUAAAAUUUGUUUAAUAUAUUGUUGUAAAAAGAAACUCUUAAAAAAUAUUGUUAAGUAUAAAUAAAAAACAUGAUCUGUUGUAUGCCAAGGUGACCAAUAAUCUUAUUGGGAUAACAGGAUAAGUGUAGAUCUCUACAGUGAUAAAAUUGUACAUAAAAAUGAAUAAAUUUUUAAUAUGUUUUUAUGAAAUUUUAUUUUUAUUCUGUACGAUAUCGAAUUCAAUUAUUGCGUAUAGAGGAAGGGCGGGCAUUAGAUUCAAAUUCGCUGGGUCUUCUUUUUGUGAUUUCCAAUUAAAAAAAUUGAAUCAAAUUUGAAGUUGCCAUCGAAAAAAUUUUUUCCGGGCGGGCAAAACAGACCACCCCCGAAAAAAGGUAAAAAAAAAAAACAUUUCGGUUUUCAUUUCAAAAAAUGACUAUAAUUAAAUUGUUUACAUGUAAUCUAAGUGAAAAAUAGUAUAUUACACACCGAGGGAAGUAAAGUAAGAAAUGUCUCAGAUCACAUGUAAUUGUUGGCCGAGGCGAAGCCGAGGUCAACAAACAUGUGAUCUGAGGCUUUCUUAUUUACUUCCCGAGGAGUGUAUGCUAUUUUUCUCCUCGACGGAGGCGGAAAGCGGCAACUUCGUUUUGCACAGCGGGACGAAAGUUGACGCUUUCCGCCCGUCGAGGAGAAAAAAAAUUUGUAAUACAGUUAGUAAAUAAAAAUGCCGAAAACAAAAAAUUAUUGGGGGAAGACAUCGUAAAUAUUUUUUGUGGCCAGCGAUAUUUCGAGUCCGCUGAAUAGUAGAUUCAGUGCCAAAAUUGACGUUAUCUGUGAUUACUAAUAUAUCGUCCCCUUUCUGGGUAAACCUCGUAACUACUUUUUUUUCAUAGUUCAAAUUAUGAGUGAAAAACAUUCUUUAGUACUGCUAUUGCGUAAAAGAAGUUUCAAAUUUUAAUAAUUAUAGCAGAAUGUUCGAGAGACUUUUGAAUUUUAAUAUUUCCAUUAACGCACGUGUAACAGAAUAUAUGUUUUGACCGAUUUCUGAAAAAAUUAUAAUUUUGCAGUUACGAGAUUUACCCAGAAAGAAGACGAUAUUUUAUUUUGAUUUUUAGUUUUAAAGCUUAACAUUCUUUUAAGUUUCAAUGCUAAAAAAAUUAUUUAAAAAAAAAUGGAUUUCAAUUUAGAAAAUGAUUUUAAAAACUAAACUUUCCGGAAAACAAUUUCGAAACACUCGAAAUCGAACAAAAAUUUUUGGGAUGAUACAUUUUGCUCACCUGGCCCGUUCUGCCCGUCCUUCCUCUUUACAAAAACAUUGAAAUUUGAGAAUUACCAAAUUGGUAUUUAUCAAUUAUAAUUAUAUAAAUUAUAUGUUGUUACGUUUUUUAUUGAAAACAUAUUGAAAAUUCAUUGAUUUUUUAUCAUUAUAUAUAACCAACGAUGUAUAAAUUUACAUAAGACGAAAAAAAAAAAAAUAUAUAUAUAUAUAUAUAUGAUGAUACAAAAUGGGUAAUGAGAUUAUAUGAAAGUAAUAAAUACGUAUCUAGAAAAAAACAUCAAUAUGAAGAAAGAGAGAGAUAAUAGAAUUAACUUGAACUCUUGGUGUAACAAUAAUUCGUACCGAAUGUUUUAUCUGUUAUUAGAAAGAAGAAAAUAAUAAAGAAAAAAAAAAGGAAAAUCAUUGAAUUAUUUAUUGCUAUUAUGUCAGUUGCGAUCUUAAUAAUAAUAAUAAUAAUAACAAUAAUAAUAAUAAUAAUAAUAAUAAUAAUAAUAUUAAUAUUAAUAUUAAAACUAAAUAUUACUGAAUAAUCUAUAAACAUGCUACUGUAAUUUUUACGAUGAGAGAAUAACGAGAUACUCAAUGUUAUUGCUAUUUUGAUUUAUUAUAAUGCAUCCCGCAUAAAAAGUCAUAUAUGGUCAAGUAUAAUGUAUACUUUGAUAUUUAUUCACUUAUAAUUAAAAAUUGAUCAUUUUUUCUAUUCAUAAUUUUAAGUCCAGUAAACAUUCAAAACUGUCUUAAAUUUAUAGUUUACUGAGAGCCCUGAUUAAAAUAAACAAUUUGAAACGAUUUGUAAUGUUAAAUGCCCAUAAGAAGGGUAAUUCAAAAGUAUUCUAAGCAUUCAAAAACAUUAAGAAGUACUCAAAAUUUUUUUUUUUCUAAUUCUUUUAAAUCGAUUCUUUUAACAAGGGAGUGCAUUCGCUAAUGCUCUAGCUCUAGCACCCUUUGAAAUUUUUUUAAAACUCGGUUGCACCUAACGAAAUCUCGAAUUUAAGAAUUUUAAUUAUUGAUUAAGUAAUUAUGAUAACAGCAAUUUUCUUAGCUUCCGACUAAAAGCAGAAGACGAACUUCCUCGGAAGAUUUUCAACAUCCGAGUCCCAUAAAUAUUCAAAAAUGAAUUAGAAUUCUUAAAUUCGAGAUUUCGUUGGGUACGGCCGAGCCUCAACACACGUGUGUUACAGUAAAAAUAAAAACAUCCGACGUAACACUCAAGUUUUAUAAUAUUCUCAUUUUUGUAACACUCGAAAUAUAUGACAAUUUUUUUACCCGACCUUUCUUUUGUCUGGAAAGAUACAGCAGAUAAUAGAGAUACCCAAUUGUUCGAUUUGUGACGUCAGUCGUGCAAAAAUUACUAUUUUUCAGUUGCAAAGAUUAUAGUCAUAUUUAUAAUAUGUUCAUUAUGUACUUGAACAUAUAUAGUCGAGUCUGCAAAAGAAUGGGCUCUUCUCUCACCAUUUUUCUACAAUUAAGUCAUUACUGCGCAUGCGCGAUAGUGCAAAAUCAUUGACUUCAUUAUAGCUAAGUAGUGGAAGAAAAGCCCAUUUUUUUGCAGACUCAACUAUAUUGUAAUUUUAUGUGGGAUAUUAUUAAAGCGAAAUAGUAAAUGGUAGAUAUUUUAUAAAUACGUAAAAAAAAAAAAAAAAACAAAGCUUACGCUAAGUGUGAAAAAUAUAAAAAAAGUAUUCAGCAAUAUUAAAAACAGACCAAUAUUUUUCUUGUGUAUAAUUGAUGUGAAACCAACACUUACGUUAAAAAUUGAGUGUUAAAUGA
This is a messenger RNA of Microplitis mediator, 5280 nucleotides long. It is a transcript of the gene pHCl-1, whose product is annotated as glutamate-gated chloride channel. NCBI's taxonomy places the organism in Eukaryota, Metazoa, Arthropoda, Insecta, Hymenoptera, Braconidae. Gene Ontology annotation, cellular component: synapse; membrane; neuron projection. The coding region runs from base 524 to 2218 and encodes 564 amino acids. The transcript is spliced from 15 exons. Gene Ontology annotation, molecular function: transmembrane signaling receptor activity; neurotransmitter receptor activity; chloride channel activity. Gene Ontology annotation, biological process: signal transduction; chloride transmembrane transport; nervous system process. The record is from RefSeq and is a predicted model, not a curated record.